UGUUGAGCCUGAAGAACUUAAUGCUGACUGAGUGUUUGAAUUUCUCAAUCCGCAUUCCAUUUACAUGAAAUGAGAGAGAAGCUGGUUAGGCCUGGUUCUGCAAUUCGUUUCUGGAAAAAAACCCAGACUCUGCCCUGGGCAACCAACUGAAUCCUGAACUUAAGAACACAGGUCAGAUUUCUGAGAAAUUGGGGAACAUGAUAAGGAACUGGCUGAUUAUUUUAAUCCUUUUCCCCCUGAAGCUCAUAGAGAAAUGUGAGUCCACCGUCAGCCUCACUGUUCCUCCUGUUGUGAAGCUGGAGAACAACAGUUCAGCCAACGUUAACAUCACCCUCGGGCAACCAUUAAAUGCAACCUUGGUGAUCACAUUUGAAAUCACGUUUCGUUCGAAAAAUACCACUAUCCUUGAGCUCCCUGAUGAAGUUGUGGUGCCUCCUGGAGUGACAGAUUCCUCUUUUCAAGUGACGUCUCAAAAUGUUGGACAAGUUACUGUUUAUCUGCAUGGAAAUCAUUCCAACCAGACUAGCCCAAGGAUACGCUUCUUGGUGAUCCACAGCAGCAUCGUGAGCAUCAUAAACCAGGUGAUUGGCUGGAUCUACUUUGUGGCCUGGUCCAUCUCCUUCUACCCUCAGGUGAUCAUGAACUGGAGGCGGAAAAGUGUCAUUGGUCUGAGCUUUGAUUUCCUGGCCCUGAACCUGACAGGCUUUGUGGCCUACAGUGUGUUCAACAUCGGCCUGCUUUGGGUGCCCUAUAUCAAGGAGCAGUUUCUCCUCAAAUACCCCAAUGGAGUGAACCCUGUGGACAGUAACGAUGUCUUCUUCAGCCUGCACGCAGUCGUCCUCACGCUGAUUGUCAUCAUGCAAUGCUGCCUGUAUGAGCGAGGCAGCCAGCGCGUGUCAUGGCCUGCUGUCAGCUUCCUGGUGCUCUUGUGGCUCUUUGCAUUCGUCGCCAUGAUUGUAGCUGCGGCUGGGGCAACCACAUGGCUGCAGUUUCUCUUCUGCUUCUCCUACAUCAAGCUCGCAGUCACACUGGUCAAGUAUUUUCCACAGGCCUACAUGAACUUUUACUACAAAAGCACCGAGGGCUGGAGCAUUGGCAACGUGCUCCUGGAUUUCAUCGGGGGCAGCUUCAGCCUCCUCCAGAUGUUCCUCCAGUCCUACAACAACGACCAAUGGACACUGAUCUUCGGAGACCCCACCAAAUUCGGACUCGGCAUCUUCUCCAUCUUCUUUGACAUUGUCUUCUUUAUCCAGCACUUCUGCUUGUACAGAAAGAAACCAGGGCUUCAGGCCGCACAUACAGGUCCUGACAGCUGUCUCAGGCAGGACUGGGCACUGAGCUUGCAGCCAAAGGCUUCACCCCAAACAACCAGCGUUCUGGGAGCAGCUUGAUGGGCUGAUCCUGCAGCUGGAGAGCCAAAGCCACUUUGUUGCCACCACUGUGUUCCCAGAGACCAAGCAGCCAGGUGCUGUGGCCAGUGGACUCAGGUGCUGAUGCUGGUGGUGGAGAGGCUAGACUUUGGGGUCAGGCCUUGGGGUACUCUCUGCAGGGCCCUUUCCUGACACCCAUUCUAGGUAACUCAGCAUCCAUGACUACAACAGCAGCUGGCCCAGGCCAGAAUACUUCUGAGCCCUGAGGUGCCCACCACAAUGGCUCUGAACUGGACUCAUACCAGCACUCUCUGGAGCUUUGUCAACACAGAGUCAGACUAUCUAUCACACUAACACUUUUCAGAUAUUUUGGAGGGAUGUCUUGCAAGUGGCUGACUUUCUUCUGCCCUCUCCUACCUCCACCUUCCCAGUGUCAAAUGCCCCCCCGCCCCCAGCUCCCCAACUGCUCCUUACCCAGUAUCUGCAGUGCACCACACACACUCCACUCUUCCCACCAGUCUGUGCCUUAGAGGCCCGUAGACCUGCCAAAUGAUGAGAGCAGCUCCCCUGGAGAGCAGGCAGGUCCCUUUGUUCCCCUUUACCAGAAAGGCCCCUACCUAAGACUCAGCAAUUUUAUAGCUGUCUAGGAGCCUUGGAUAACUUGAGACACCUCACACGGUCCUUAUGGGUCCAAUCCUGACCUCAAACCUUCCUUCCCACUUUAUUUUUCCCAAUUUGUUCAUUCUUCCCAUGGCAGGAGGGGAGGGUCCCAGAAAGUGCCUUGUACAUGCCUCAAGUUUGGGGGUCCACUCUGGCUUUUCUACAAGACCAGUGUGAGGCCUGUAUUGCUAAUUAAACCUGACUUGUUUCCUUUCUGCACACU
Otolemur garnettii (small-eared galago) is the source of this 2253-nucleotide messenger RNA. It is a transcript of the gene CTNS, whose product is annotated as cystinosin, lysosomal cystine transporter. Bases 198 to 1391 code for a protein of 397 amino acids. The transcript has 12 exons. Gene Ontology annotation, biological process: L-cystine transport. Lineage: Eukaryota; Metazoa; Chordata; Mammalia; Primates; Galagidae. Gene Ontology annotation, cellular component: lysosomal membrane. The record is from RefSeq and is a predicted model, not a curated record. Gene Ontology annotation, molecular function: L-cystine transmembrane transporter activity.